Molecule: messenger RNA, 969 nt
Organism: Capra hircus (goat)
Lineage: Eukaryota; Metazoa; Chordata; Mammalia; Artiodactyla; Bovidae
Gene: SHISAL2B
Product: family with sequence similarity 159 member B
Exons: 3
Coding region: 421-906 (161 amino acids)
Source: RefSeq, a predicted model, not a curated record
GAGUCACACCUUUGGCCGCAUCUGUCCGGAUGGCAAACCGGUCCCACACCUCCCGGCUUCCUUCAGGGGCAAUCUCUAGCUGGCAUGGAGCGGGGUGGGCUCCAUGAAUUGAAGGAAAGUGGAGAUAAGUGAGCAGGCAGACGAAGCGAGAGGGAGAAAGUGUACAGGGCAGGAGAUCGGCAGCUAAGAGAGCCGCUCAGUAGCGGGAGGGAGAAGCGCGAGUGAAGCGACCAGACACCAUGUGGACAGAGGGAGGCGAGCGAGCAGAAGAGGCGCGCGACGGCUGACCGCCCAGGCAGUCAGCUCCGGAUCGCAGGAGGUGAGCCCGGCCGGAGGGGUCUGCGGGCCGGGCCGGGUGGGACGUGUGCAGCCCAGGCAGAUCGGGGGGCUUCGUGAGCCCCCGGCCCGCAGCCGCCCGCGAUGAGCGAGGCCAGUCGGGUGUGCUCCGGCUACUACAGCCUCAACCACAGCUUCGUGGAGCCCUUCCAGUGCCCCCGGCGCGGCGAAGGGGCCACCCUCCUCUACUGCUGCGGCUUCGCCGACCUCAAGUACUGCUGCAGCGAGCCGGGCAGCUACUUCCCCUACAAGCACAGCUACAUGUGGAGCCUCAGCAUUGGUGCCCUGAUCGGAUUGGGAAUUGCUGCCCUUGUUUUACUUGCCUUUGUCAUCAGCGUCUGUGUUCUUUGCUACUUAUUUCUGUAUACAAAGCCUCAAAGAUUAGACACUGGCCUUAAACUUCAACACCUAGAGGCUGUUUCCACUCAAGAAGGCAACUCAAAUAGAAAAAGCAAAGCCCCCCGUUCAAAUGCAGCAUCAAAUUCAACAAAUGAAACGUUCUAUGAGGCUGAUGAUAUAAUUCAAGAAAAAACAAUGGAUACGACACAAAUCAACACUGCGUAUUGUUAAAAAUCCUGUGUUGUAAAAGCUCACUGGAGAGAUGGAACAAAAAAAUAAAGAGUGCACUUCAAA